Messenger RNA from Camellia sinensis, 1139 nucleotides. NCBI's taxonomy places the organism in Eukaryota, Viridiplantae, Streptophyta, Magnoliopsida, Ericales, Theaceae. The record is from RefSeq and is a predicted model, not a curated record.
UCCACAACCCAUUGAAUUGUUGAGGCAACUAUAGUAGAUAUGGAGCUCUUCUUCCUCUCCCUCCUCUGCCUCUUUCUUCUCUUUCUCUUACUCCCACUGAGCUUGCACUUCCUCUUCUACAAAUCCAACUCCAAAAACCUCACUCUCCCGCCGGGCUCCACCGGGUGGCCGUUGAUCGGCGAGACCCUCGAGUUCCUGGCCACCGGCUGGAGAGGUCACCCGGAAAAAUUCGUAUUAGACCGCAUAUCCAAGUACUCAUCCUACGCCUUCAAGACAAAUCUUCUAGGCUCCCCAACAGUCGUGUUCGCCGGUGCAGCCGGUAACAAGUUCUUAUUCUCCAACGAGAACAGGCUCGUCCAAGCAUGGUGGCCUAGCUCCGUCGACAAAAUCUUCCCAUCCUCAACCCAAACCUCUUCUAAACAAGAAGCAAUCAUUCUCAGAAAAAUGCUCCCAAACUUCCUCAAACCCGAAGCUUUACAACAAUAUAUUGGUGUCAUGGAUACCAUUUCACAGCGACACUUCGAUUCCGAUUGGGUUGGCAGCGAAGUGGUGGUUUUCCCUCUCACCAAGCGAUACACAUUUUGGUUGGCUUGUCGCUUGUUUAUCAACAUCGAUGAUCCGAACCACGUCGCUAAAUUCGCCCAUCCUUUUGGGAUUUUGGCUGCUGGAAUUUUUUCCAUCCCUAUUGAUUUGCCUGGAACACCGCUCCGGCGAGCUAUCAAGGCCUCGGAGUUUAUUAGGAAGGAGCUUUUGGCGAUUAUUAAGCAGAGAAAGGUUGAUUUGGGAGAUGGAAAGGCUUCGCUGACACAAGAUAUAUUGUCACAUAUGCUUGUGACGAGUGAUGAAAAUGGAAAUUUCAUGAAAGAGGCUGAGAUUGCUAAUAAAAUCUUGAGUUUGUUGAUUGGUGGCCACGACACUGCUAGCUCCGUCUGCGCUUCCGUUGUCAUGUUUCUUGCGGAGCUUCCUCAUGUUUAUCAACGAGUGUACGAGGGUACGUAUCUAUGCAUGCAUAUUUAUUCUAUUCUAUAAGCACGUACAGUUUUGGAUUCUCUCGGGCACUUUUUUAAUACCACAAUUCAAUGUUGGUUUAUUGUCACCCAGGUCAAAUAGGUUAUUUUAGUAAUUUUUUUAAUUUUUUA